AUGUGCCGGUUAUGCGGGACGAUACUCCCCCAUCCACACCAUAAGAAGAGCGGUACAAAUACAAUGAAGCGCCACGCUUCUUCAGAAAAAUGCCGGAAGGGAGCUAAGAGCCCAGCAACUCAACAGACCAUACAAGCGACAAUGAAACAUGCAGCAACUAUCAACUCAUCGCCCCAAACUCCAUUUUCUACCGAUAAGUGGGAACGAGAGCAGAUCGAAUUUAUUACUGCUUUUAAUCUUCCCUUCCGAAGCCUUGCGCGAAGGCAACUCGUAUCCCUUAUUAAGAUGGCCCAAAUGGCGCCAUCUGAACCUCCUUUACUUCAUCCACGGACUGCCCAGCGCCGGCUACAGAAACUAGUCCAGGAAGAGCUUCAUUCAAUUCUCUCUACCCUCCCACUUAACGCAAAGCUCUCUAUCGCACUUGACUGCUGGACAUCACCCUCGAAACACGCUUUUAUGGCAAUCACUGGCUAUUUUAUUGAUCGAAACUGGAACUACCGCGAAAUCCUACUUGGAUUUGAGCCACUUGAUGGACCACAUUCAGGGCUUAAUCUAAGUAAUGUCCUUAUCGAGCUAUUCAAGAAGCAUGAUAUUACUGCCCGGGUUCUCGCAGUCACAUCUGACAAUGCUUCAAAUAAUACCACUCUAGUAAAGGCGGUCCAGGAGUCAAUCGAUUCUCUUCAAUUACCAGGUAACCCAGUUAUUGUUCGCAUCCCUUGUCUCGCCCAUGUGAUCCAGCUUAGCCUUCGUGAGCUACUUGGGUCUGUCAAAGCCGAUCCACAAAACGAUGAGGUAGAUAAAACUAUCUCUGAUGUACAAGCGCAAGCCCGCGCCCUUCGCGCAACCCAAAGCCAGAAAGCGAUUGUUUCAACUCUUGUAAAGAUCCGGGGUCUUGCUGUGUAUAUCAACCACAGCCCUCAACGUCGUGAAACAUUUUUAAGCCUCCAACCUCAAGAGCCAAGGCUUAUUCCAAUACAAGAUGUCCGAACUCGCUGGAAUUCUACCUUUUUGAUGCUUCGUCGUGCGAAACAAUGGCGGCAAAUCGAUUAUCUUCUUUUUAUCACCGAGCCUUUCUAUCGAUUUACCACAGUCCUUUCCAAAACAAAGGAUGUGACUGUGCAUAACGUUUUUCGGGUAUAUAACGCACUUUUUGAUCACUUUGAGAAGUCAAUUGAACGGCUUACACCAAAGAGUAUCCCUUGGAAAGUGGCUAUGCUAAAUGCUCUUCAUGCGGGUAUGAAGAAGCUUUCAGUAUACUACACAAAAACCAAAGAGAUCCAUGGAAGUCUUUACGCUAUUGGCACAAUUCUAGCGCCACAGCAGAAGCUCGGCUUCUUCUCAAGCAAGACAUGGGGUAGAUCCGAAGAUGACACGGACUGGAGCACAUACUACAGGAAUGAACUUCAUGAGUUUAUGAAGCCCUAUGCCCAGCAAAUCUCUCAAGUCCAGCCACAGCAAGCUGAUCAGCUACAAGGGCGAUGUCCUAACUUGAGUGCUCUUGAAGAUUUAUUAGGGUAUGGAUGUCAACACCCAUCUGAAAUAACAAGCUUAGACCGUGAGCUUGGCCAGUAUCUUGACACCCCAAGGAAGCAAGUCAACCCUUUACUUUUUUGGAAAGAGUAUGAACAGGAAUUACCUAUCCUUGCAAGUGUUGCUCGGGAUAUUCUCUCGAUUCCUGCGACUGGUGCAGGGGUUGAGCGUCUUUUUAACUCCGCACGCGACGUCUGCCACUAUCGGCGUGGACAGCUCAAUCCCGCAACAAUUCAGGACAUCAUGAUGUUUCGGUGUAAAUCGAGGUUUGACUUUGAGACUGAGGAGUAUGAAGAAGAUACUCCACUUAUCACAGUACAAGAGGGAGAUGAAAAAAAGGAGGCCGAGCUUACUGGCGAAGAUCCUGAACCUAUCAGUGAGGGUGAGGACUCUUCUGAUGACGAGGAUUUAAAUGAUCCUGUCACGGUCAUUGAGGAUGAGUAUAUGAUGGAAAGCCAGCGGGUUGCCCCUCUUCCUUCUUUACCUACUGUAGUAGUUCCUAUUAUGUCAGUUUCAAUGGGCAAAAGACGACAGCGUAGUGUCUCGGUUGAUUCUGAUGAUGAGACAAGUCCUCAGCUUCCUUGUUAUGAGGAUGAUAGUGGCACUCAGAGGCGCGCUGGGCUACGGGGUACACGGAAGCGAACUAAACCAGAUGAUGAUUAA
Messenger RNA from Penicillium pulvis, 2193 nucleotides. Its product is annotated as HAT dimerization. The record is from RefSeq and is a predicted model, not a curated record. The coding region runs from base 1 to 2193 and encodes 730 amino acids. The transcript has 5 exons. NCBI's taxonomy places the organism in Eukaryota, Fungi, Ascomycota, Eurotiomycetes, Eurotiales, Aspergillaceae. Gene Ontology annotation, molecular function: protein dimerization activity.